This is a messenger RNA of Dermacentor silvarum, 1491 nucleotides long. RefSeq lists its product as uncharacterized. The record is from RefSeq and is a predicted model, not a curated record. The transcript has 4 exons. Lineage: Eukaryota; Metazoa; Arthropoda; Arachnida; Ixodida; Ixodidae. Bases 181 to 1491 code for a protein of 436 amino acids.
CCGAAAUAAAUCAAGACAAGACUGGCGUACUGCCGUCAGUGGAGCAAGAGACAAGUCGAAGCAGACGCAGGAAUGUUUCGCGUAUUUUUCGAACCAGUUAUUUCAUGUUCCCGGCCUAUCCGUGAAUUUCGGCAGGCUCUAAUACAGCGGGCCUGAGUUCUCUUCGCUGGCAGCAGCGGCAUGGCGGUCUCCAGUGAGUGGAACACCAUCCCGGCAUAUGCAGCCCAUCUCUCCCCACUCCACCCGAAGCUGCCCGGACGGGAAGACCUCAUCAAAGAGCUGCGGUCGCUUCGCUCCCCGUUCACUUGCACUCGCAUACAGCUGCCCCUGCACUGCAAUGUGUGCAAAGCUGUGCCGGCCUCAACUUGCCCCGUCGUGUCGGAGCUGAUGCCCAUGAUUAACGAAUGGCUGUGGUCCCUGGCCGUCGAGAUCCAUGAAGUUGAGCCGGGCCGCCUCGCACUCACUGCCCUCGAGAAUGACAACAUGCCCCGAGGCGCCAGCUGGACGGCCAACCACGCUGCCAUCUUGUUGCACUGCCUUCUCACCAGGCACCGAUGCUUUCAGGUUAUCGAGGGGCUGCAGUCCAUUCUACCCUGCUACCGCAAGCUGUUCUGCGAUGCCCUGAGGAACAGCACUUGUCUGACCGUGCUUCGGCUAAGCAAGUGCGAGCUGACGGGACCUGUGGUGCGAAGCGUCAUUGCUGCCAUAGGUGGGGCUGAGUACCUGGAGGAGCUGUCCUGGGACUGGUGCAAGUUUACCACUGGCAAUGUCCGUGCGGCCGAGGAUGCCCUUUCGAGCUACAUCGUCAAGACAAAGUCACUCCGCACCCUCAAUGUGGCACAUGCGCCGCUGUUUCGAGAGUCAUCUGCACUCAUCGAGGCCCUGGUGAAGAACACGAGCAUCAUCAAGCUCAUUGUGGGCUGCUCAGUCUUGAAUCAGGGUCAACGUAGUGAAUUUCGCCGCUAUCUUGCUACCAACAGGACAGUGACAAAUUUAAUCAUCUGCAGUGACCACUGCAGGAGUGCUCCGGAUGUAGGGGAAGUCUUCAAGGCACUCACUGAGAACUCAACUUUGGAGGUGCUCACAAUUGAACACUUUGAGCUGGACCCGAUUGUUGCCAUGCAAUUUGCCAGGGUGUUCUGCUUUAACACCACGCUGCGCGAGGUUGGCUUUCCCCACUGCACGUGGGACUACCAGUUCGUAAGAGAGAAAGAAGACAUCCAGAGACAACGCAUGAUGUAUGCCCUGGCGGCCAGGCUGGGAAGAGACUGGCGGGUUGGGCCUCUAGUGAAGGCACUGCAGAAGACAUCAUCGUUGCAAAAGCUUGUCCUCGCUGGGUGCUUCACCAACGACGAGACCCGGCAGCUUCUGGAAGCAGCUGCCAAAUGCUCUUCUCUGCAACAUCUUACCUUCGACUCGGUCAUGAUGCUGUCUGUAGAGACGUUCUACCAGAUGGUGCAGGAGACAGGUGCUGCUGGAAGGUCAGACUAG